ACUGCAUCCGGUCACGGCAGCUGCUUGUCCACCAUAUUGGGGUCUGUGGCAACCGGAGCAGAGGCCUCGGCUGCUGAGCGCUCUCCCUGCGGCCCACCGAGGAGGGGGCCUGUGCCCGGGAGUUGCGGGGGCAGCGGCGGGGCGGCGGGCUGGAUCCGGCUCCAGACUCCGCUGCAGCCGCUGGGCUCUGACUCGGCGGAGGAGAUCGCGGGACAGGACACUUCUCAGAGAUUUGGCUACAAGCUUGGACUGUGGGGUGGGGAGGUGAGAAAGGGCUUCAAGCGAGAUCAUGGAGGAGAACGAGGAUGUGGGCUCCUUGGCGGCCUACAUUUCAACAGAUGGCAGCUACACAGAGACCGUGCCGAUGCCGAAUCAUGGCACAAUGACUGCCUCUUCACAAGGCUCCUCCUCUGCCACGAAAUCGAGGCGGCAACCUGUUUGGACUGAUGAGGAGACCCGGGCCUUCAUCCAGGUGUGGGGUGAUGAUGCUGUCCAGAGUGCGCUGGCCUCCAACUAUCGCACAGUUGCCCAGUUCCAGUGGAUAGCAGAUGAGAUGCGAGCCCGGGGCUACAACAGGGAUUGGGAGCAGUGCCGCGAACGGGCCAAGGUGCUUCGCCGUGGCUUCAAAGAGAUUGUGGAUGGGAACAGUAAUGCUGGUCACGGGCGGCGUGUGUGGCCGUAUUAUGAGGAACUCAACCGAUUUCUUUGCAUCAAGCAAAACCUGGUCGUUCCGCGGCUGUCAGGGAGCAAUGCGAGGCCGCCCGUGGACCGCCGACGCCGGGAGCACAGGGAAACGCAGGAUGCCUAUGAGCCCCCUCUGUCAGUAGGAAAGAGUGACAAAGGGACUUUCGAGGAGCCCGAUGGCGACUGCUUACUGUUGCCUGAGUCUGCUGGAUCACAGCAGAGUGAAGCCAACCUGGAAAACCAAGUGGCCUCUCCAGCAGCCAACUCUGAUCUGUCCAUGGAUGGGAGUGCUGGUCCAGGCACUCCCACUGAUCCUUUGCCAUCCAAUGAUUCCAUUUCUGCACCCAACCUGCGCCCUCGGCCUUUGACUGCCGCUGAGAGGAUGCGGAACCUCCGCUGUCGGCAGAGAAAGAGGAGAGGGGACACCUUGAAGGAACUCAUGGAGGUCACGUCUCAGGCCACCAGUGAACUUGUUCGGACACUGUCUGACCUCACGCACAAAGAGGUGGCUUCUUUUGAGCGUGCUUACAAGGAGGAUCUUGCCGCCCGCAAAGAUGAGAUGGAGCAGAGUGCGGAGGACAUUGGCCGGCUUGUCAGCGCACUGGAAUCGAGCGAUCAAACUUUGAAGGAGCAGCUGAGCAGCCAGACGAGCGUCUUGCAGGGCAUACUGGAAGUCAUGAAGGACAUUCGGGGUAGAACGUCAUACAGUCCUCCGUACCCUUCUCAGUAUUACGACUUCCCGGGCCCCAGCAUGAUGCAUACGGGGGGCACCUCCUCCAACGGCCAAGAGAUGCCCUGCCCCUCUCCUUCCAGCCUUGCGUUCACUUCCCAGCAGUCUGCCACCAGCAACGGAGACGUCUCUCCCCGGAAGCGGAUGAAAUGAAACCAUGGAGAGACGGGGCAUAUUUAGUCUCAUUGUGAAAACCAUCCCUCCAGCUGUUCUUGUUAUGACAUAUAUUGCUUUUCUUAUUGCAUAGUUAGAAUGUGUUCUCACCACAUUAUGUGUGUCUCCCCACAGCAUUAAUGUUGUGGAAUGGCUGCCAGCAAUGUACAUUUAGAUUUAUUCUUAACUGGGUUUUUUUUAGUGUACUUGCGUUAGUUUUCCUUCCAUCCUGUUUCCAGAGGAAUGCAGUGUUUGAUGUACCAAGUGUAGAAGUUUUUUAAAAAAUACACUGAACACAUUACCAGGUACCUGUAAGAAGGUAAUCUUUUUAAAGUAAUAAAGCUGCACUGUUGUUCCAAAUUGUUCAA
Messenger RNA from Varanus komodoensis (Komodo dragon), 1935 nucleotides. RefSeq lists its product as uncharacterized. Bases 290 to 1567 code for a protein of 425 amino acids. The record is from RefSeq and is a predicted model, not a curated record. Lineage: Eukaryota; Metazoa; Chordata; Lepidosauria; Squamata; Varanidae. The transcript is spliced from 5 exons.